AUGCUUUCUUGCCAUCAUUUGACAAACACAGAGAUACAAAUGGAUAAGGAUGAUAAACCUUCAUUACUUAAGAUGUUUUGGAAUUUAUUAGUCUGUUCAUUCUAAACUGUGUUUGGUUAUGUAUGUUUAGACAUCUGUGUGAGUGUUACUUUACAUUACAUUAACAAAGGGUAAAUAAUACAUUUAUGAAAGAAUGACUUAAAUUGAUGUAGCAGGAUAUGGGUUUGCAUUGAAUUGUGUCUACAUUAUUGUAUUGCCAAUUGGAUUCGGAUUUAAUUAGUCUCUAAACAUGCAUACAGCAUAAGCAAUAGGUGAUGGAAAACACUAACUUGCCAAACGAUUUUUUAAUGUCAAUUUAUAUGUGAUGCUUAUGUUUCUGAUUCCAUUUUCGGGAAUUUUAAUAGCAAUCAAAAAACCGUUUAGCCUAAUCGUAGAAGAGUCUUAGAGAGAGUAAACAGCAGAUUGUGCUUGGUAGUAUUUAUGGUUUCUAAUUCCAGCCAUAAUUUUAGCAAUCAUUUUUGAAAGUAUUAAGAUUUUUAUGGCAUCAUACAAAAUUACAUACCCAUUUGCCAUUAUUCAUUUUAUCACUUUGCUUUUACAUUGGCUAUUUAGUUGGUUAUUUAUAAUGAAAUUUGAAUGGGGAAUACCUGGAGCAGGUUUUGCUAUCAUAUUAACAGAAGUAUUCAAUAUGAUUGGUAUAUUCUGUAAGAAUUUUAUAAGUUAUUUUAGCAUUCAUUUAAUUGACAGAAUAUAAAAGGACAAUAUUUUAAGGAAUCAAAAUAUUGCCUGAUAUUCCAAGAAUUAGAAAAUUAGGUUUACAAUAUUGCAAAACUUCAAUGCCAAUAUUAGUCCAUAUAUAUUGUGCAUAUUUUAUAUUUGUGUUAUUAACAUUUAUAGCAUUAAGUUUGAAUACUCCAUCAGUAAAUGCUCAUUUAGCACUUUAAACAGUGUCUGGUACAUUUUUUAGUAAUUAUAUAUAUAUAUGAUUUAAGGAUUGCCAAUUAGUUUAUCAAUAGCAAUCAUGUCUUAUGUUGGUACAGAAAUGGGAUUGGGAGAUGUUAAAAGAGCAAAAUAAUAUGUAGCAGUAGGAAUUUUAAUAUUUGUGUUAACUUGUGCUUUGUGUGCAUCACUUUUAUGGAUAUUUUAAGAUGGAUUUAUAGAUUUUUUCACAGCAGAAAGUGGAAAGGAUUAAUUUGCAGAUGAAACAAAAGAAGUUAUGAAAGAUUCUCUUCCUUGGAUGAUUGGUGGAUCAUUAAUAAUAGAUGGAAUGUAAGGAACUUUAAGCGGAGCAUUAAAAGGAAUUAAUAAAGCAAAUUUAGUAUAGGUAUUAGAAUUAUAAAUAUUUUAGUAUUCAACAAUAUUUGCUUAUUUUGUUUGUUGUGUUCCUAUAGUCUCCUUUUUCGCUUAUGACUGGGGACUUGGUAAUGGUACUAAAGGUAUAUGGUAAGGAUUUGGAAUAUCAAAUCUAAUUUUGACUACUCUUUUUACAUUGAGUUUAUUUUUUACAGAUUGGUAAAAAGAGUCAGAAAGAAUUAUAAAUAGAAUAAAGAGAGAAAAUGAAAUGUAGAAAAGCACUAUUCAUCAAAUUGAAGACUAAUUGAUAUAUGAUUGA
Molecule: messenger RNA, 1612 nt
Organism: Paramecium pentaurelia
Lineage: Eukaryota; Ciliophora; Oligohymenophorea; Peniculida; Parameciidae
Source: the annotation of a GenBank genome assembly